Messenger RNA from Priceomyces carsonii, 1743 nucleotides. RefSeq lists its product as uncharacterized. Lineage: Eukaryota; Fungi; Ascomycota; Pichiomycetes; Serinales; Debaryomycetaceae. Gene Ontology annotation, cellular component: mitochondrial inner membrane. The transcript has a single exon. The record is from RefSeq and is a predicted model, not a curated record. Bases 1 to 1743 code for a protein of 580 amino acids. Gene Ontology annotation, biological process: mitochondrion inheritance.
AUGAUUACUCCAAGAUAUAUACAUCGAUGGGUAGGGAGUCCUUCCAGAACUAUGAUUGGAAAUAUAGGAUAUGGAGCCAUAGGAAUGCAUCGAAGACCAUUUUUCAAUGCUAUGAGGCUCUAUACCUCUAAUCCCAAUGAAAAACAACUGAAGGAUCAAGAACAAAACUUGAAUCAUUGGAAGAAGAACUUACCUGGUAUACCUUCCAAUAACAAACUCGCACCUUCCAAUAAGGUUACUAAGGAACAGCUACUAGCUAAUGCGAAUAAUUUCGUUUCAAGAUUGAGGGUAAGACUAAAAUGGAUAUUGAAACGUUCCAAUAAACCAUUUAAUACGGAUGAUUACUCUGCAUUUUUUUCGUGGUUGGUAAUGGGUAAUGUUUUGCUCAUUAUCCUAGCGACAACGACAUUCUUUUCGCUAGUAAUAACUACUUUCAACACUGUGUUUGCUCAAGAAUUCGUCGCAAGAAAGCUUGGUGAGUUCAUAACAAAAAACUCGAAAUUAACUGUUACAUUUGAACACGCUAUCGUGCCAGGCUGGUCUGAUGGAAAAAUCAGCUUUCGGAAAUGUUUUGUAAGUCGAAGGCCGAAGUCAUCCAAGAAGUUUAUUAAAGGAUCGCAAGCGGAAGCUUACGCAGCAAGUUUGGAGAACAACUCAGAAUUCAAGCAGACGGAAGAAGACGAUGGCAACUACACACAAUUUGACUUAACCAUUGAGGAGGUUAAUGUUACAUUAUCGUUUCAAAAGUGGGUCAAUGGAACAGGGAUAAUCGAAACCAUGGAGGUGAAAGGAGUCAGAGGUGAAGUCGAUAGGACGCAUGUACACUGGAACCCUGAUGACGAUGCAACGAACUAUAAGAAUGUCCAUAAGCCCGAUGAUUUCGAGUUCGAAGACUUCAAGUUGGAAGACGUUUUAUUCAAGUUACUACAACCGGGAGAUUUUCGUCCAUUCAGCGUAGCAAUUUACAAUUGUGAGUUAUCGAAAUUGAGAAAACACUGGCUAUUUUAUGACUUCUUAAAUGCCAACAUAAUGAGUGGAUCUUACGACAACUCUCUAUUCACUGUACAUAAAAGACAAAGGUUGAAUGAUUUUGAGGGAGAAUCUCAGGUCACAAAUGAAUGGAAGCGUAUUACAAGAAUAAGGAUUGACGCCUUGAAUAUCGAUCAUUUGAAUAAAGGCUUAGAAGGACCCUUUGGGUGGAUUACCAGUGGUAAUGUUGACAUGAUAGGAGAUAUAAUGGUGCCUCAGGAUAAUACGGAAAUGACCAUGAGUGACAUAGUUGCCACAAUCACAAAUUCAAUCAAAAGAAAUGCAGAAUUAAACCAUGAUCCAAAUCAAGGUCGCUUGAAGUUAAACCGAAAUGACUUUAGUGAUAUUCUGAAAUACUUUGUCCUCGACUUGACUAUAAGAUUAAAUAACGUGAGAGCAGUUGUGCCCUUCCAGGCUCCUGAACUUUCCUACGUCAACUAUGCAUUGAUAAGACCAAUUGUGGCAUAUAUCAACUCACGUAAUACUUUCAUUGAAAUCAAAAGUAGGAUCGUGAAAAACAUUGAAGAUUUCAGUGGGUCUUGGACAGUGUAUGAUUCAUUGCUCAUGGAUGAUAUUUCAGAAGAAGUCUACGAUAAUUUCGUUGAUUACGUAGGAGACGAGGAGAAAAAGCUAGUCAGAGUGAGGAAGGUAGGAUUCUGGUCAUUACAACUAUUAUUCCAGCUAAUUGUUUUCGGACUUGAUGCAUUAACAUAG